This is a messenger RNA of Vicugna pacos (alpaca), 3378 nucleotides long. It is a transcript of the gene YY2, whose product is annotated as YY2 transcription factor. The record is from RefSeq and is a predicted model, not a curated record. Gene Ontology annotation, biological process: regulation of transcription by RNA polymerase II. Gene Ontology annotation, cellular component: chromatin; PcG protein complex; transcription regulator complex. Lineage: Eukaryota; Metazoa; Chordata; Mammalia; Artiodactyla; Camelidae. Gene Ontology annotation, molecular function: DNA-binding transcription factor activity, RNA polymerase II-specific; RNA polymerase II cis-regulatory region sequence-specific DNA binding.
CGUCUUCGGGCGUCUUCCGGCGUCUUCCGCGUCUUUCUUGUCCACCACCACAACCUCCCGCACCUUCCUCUGGAGCUCGUGCUUUUCCUGCAGCCUUUCUUUUCCACGGCCUUCUGGUCACUCAGUCGCUGCUCAGUAGCCAGAGCCUCUGAAGAGCCGUCAGCAUGGCCUCAAACGACACUUUCAACAUCACCACAGAAAACUCGGAGAUGUCUACAAAUAUUGUGGAGCUGCGCCAGAUCCAUAUGGAGACCAUCCCUGUGGAGACCAUCCCUGUGGAGACCAUCCCUGUGGAUUCCAUCCCUGUGGAGACCAUGGCGUUGGAAUCGAUCGAGGGGUGUGAGGAUAUCAGCGGCAGUUGGUUCCACGGCGGUCACCACCAGCUGCCUCUGAUUGCGCUGCAGCCUCUCGUUAUCAGCAGCCCAAACCCAGGGGACCACGACCAGGAAAUGAUCAUGGUACAAACGCAGGAGGAGGUGGUGGGCUACUUCCAGUCCGAUAACCUGCAGGCCGGCAAUGUGGAGAACCAGAGACUCGUCCCGGUCAACGAUGACGCCUUCCAGCAGACCUUGGCUUCCCUGGCAGCCUCUGCAUCGUCCUCGGCCCACAGCCACAGCCGGACACGCAGCAGCCAAGGCAAGAAGCCCAGCGGUAAAAAGAGUUGCGCCGGCGGCAAGGCCGAAGCGGCAAGCAGCUCCAAGGUAGUCACCAAGAAGUGGGAGCAGAAGCAGGUGCCGAUCAAAACCCUGGAGGGCGAGUUCUCUGUCAUCAUGUGGUCUGCCAACAAUAACACAGACCUUGAGACUGGACAGACUGAGGAGCACCCGGCUCCCAAUUUUUCAGAGAACAUGACCGAGAAGAAACUUCCUCCUGAAGGAAUCCGUGGCGUCGACUUCUCAGAUCCCAAACAACUGGCAGAAUUUACUCGAAUGAAGCCCCAAAAUACCAAAGACGAGACUCCGAGAACAAUAGCUUGCCCCCAGAAAGGCUGCAUGAAGAUGUUCAGGAAUAAGUCUGCUUUGAGAAAACAUCUGCACACCCAUGGUCCCAGAGUCCACGUAUGCACAGAGUGUGGCAAAGCUUUUGUUGAGGGCUCGAAACUAAAACGACAUCAACUGGUGCAUACUGGAGAGAAGCCUUUUCAGUGCACCUUCGAAGGCUGCGGAAAACGCUUUUCCCUGGAUUUCAAUUUGCGUACACACGUGCGAAUCCAUACGGGAGAGAAGCCCUUCGUGUGCCCCUUCAAUUAUUGCAAUAGGAAGUUUGCUCAGUCAACCAACCUGAAGUCUCAUAUCUUAACACACGUUAAGAAUAAGAAGAGCCAGUGAAAAGGAGAGAAGACCCUGCUCAAGCUCAAAAAGCAUCUUCCAGGAAUGUGAUUGGAAAUAAAAAUGCCUUUUUCGUAUAAUGUUUCUAGGAAAGAAUUUUUUUUAAUGAUUCUUAUACAUCUAAGGGUCAGGUUUUGAUAGAGUAGUAAAAGUAAAAUUAAAAGGUUAAAAAAUAAUUCUUUAUAUGAAAUAACACUGUUAAGAUGCUCUGUCUUGUUCUGAAAUACCAUUUGAAAAACGUGUUUUUGUAAUGUUUGGUCCCAACAGGAGGAUAAUUCAUGAACCUCACUCACAUCAAAAGACAGUUCUUUAUACAACUGUAUGAAAAAUGGGACUUCUUUUCACAUUCUUUUAAAUAUGAAGUUCACAUAUUGCUUACAGUUUUUUUAAAGUUCUGUAUUUUCUAAAUGUUCAUGUUUAUACUUUUAGGAAUAUGUUUAGUAAUUCUUGAUACGGUUUUUCUGGAGGUUGAUAACUUUGCAGAUUAGUUUUAAAAGAAUGAAUAGUUACAUGCAUACUUAAAGUAUUUUACUGUUUAAAAACGUUAUAUAGUUUUUUUGCUAUCUUAAUUUUGGUUAUAUUCUUUGAUAUUGACACAUUUUGCAUACUAUCUUUUAGCUGCUUUGGAUUAUGUAGUAUUGAAUAUUAGAUGUGUGAUGUAAUAGUCAAUUUAAACCUAGUUUAGUCUUUUUAUUGCCCCCAAAUACUGCCAGAUGCUGUUGUUUAGUAUGAUUUCUUUGCCUCUUGAGCUAGAGAGUGGUGCUCAGUUGUAGAAUAUAUUGUGUAUGUAUUGACCUUUUAACACUUGGUACGUACAUCACUUGUAAUAGAAAAAGCAAAAAUAAAAUAGCUGUUCUAAAGAAAGAAAAAAAAAAGCUUGCCUAUAUAAAUGCUAUAGCUAGAAGAUAGAGAAAAUGGGGUCGGGGGAUGCCACUGGCAUCUGAUGGAUAGAGGCCAGGGAUGCUGCUAAACAUUUUACAAUGCAAAAGACAGUUCCCCAUAACAAAGAAUUACCUGGCCCCAAAUGCCAGUAGUGCUACUGUUGAGAAACCCUGCUCUAAAGAAAGUAAGAAUUAUAACAAAUAUUUAUUUAGUAUACUUACACAUAAAUCAUUAAUGAACAAAAGGUUGUUUAAAUAAGGAAAGAAAGGCAUGGCCAUUGCCACUUAGCCACCAUGGGCAAAUCUGGAAUCUAGCAGGGAGGUCUGAUAGCAGUUGCAUCCCUGAGCAGAUAGGAGGCUGCCCAGAGAGUCAAAGAAUCAGUGCUGCUGUGUGCCCCUCUAACUGUUGCUUGGAUGGGAAAAGUCAGGGUUGUAUGGUGGUAUCCUGAUAAGGGAGAAAGAAGGUGCAAGCUUUUAGGCAGUCCUAGUGGAUCGUUCCAUCCUGAGGAGUUGAGGGGAAAGGUGAAUAUAGUACAUGGUAAUGGUGGCAAAUCUAUUCUAUGGAUUAUUUUGUGAAAUUGUAUUGAGACUAACAGCAGGAGGUGGGGGACACGGGGAUGGGGGACAGUGUGGUAUAGCUGUAUUCCUAAAUUAGUUUCACUAAAUUCCAGUGGGUGAAAGAAUUAGUUUUUUUGUUUUAAUUUUUUUUAAUGAUGCUAUGAAAGCAGUACAAGAAAACAGGUGUCAUCUAUAAUCUUGAACUGCCAAGAAAACACAGGUGAGUGUCUUUUAUAAUAUUAUGCUUGGGAAAAGCUUAAUACAAAAGAACCAUUUGACCACACCAAAAUUUAAAAUGUCUAUAUAGGCAAAACUAUAAACCAAGCCAAGCAACAAGCUAAAGGGAAGAAGUUAUAAUAUCUCUUAAACAAGACCAAAUUUCUCAAUGUAUAUAUUGCAACCAAUAAUACAUAUAAAUUAGUUUUAAAAAAAGACAACCCAGUCAAAAAAUGUAAACUGACAAUGGAUAGAAGUAGGCAAUUCUUAGACAAAAGAAAUACAGGGGAAGAGUAUGGCUCAAGUGGCAUAGUGCAUGCUUAGCAUGCAUGAGGCCCUGGGUUCAAUCCCCAGUACCUCCUCAAUAAGUAAACUUAAUUACCUCCCCCCAAAAA